AUAUUAUUUACAGUUUUUACAAAUUUAAUUUAAGCAAUUUGUAUAAAUAUAAUCAUGAUCAAUUAGUUAAAAAGCCCGCCUUAACCUGUUUGAUAUUAUAGAAGAUUUUCUCACACGGUGGUUGGCCGGUUCUUGCACGCUCGGCUCGGGCGGAACGUGAUAAUUUUUCGUGCGUGCAGCUGGCGUUCAUUGAUUUAUAAGACGUUAUCACGCCUAAUAACAAACACUCUGCUAAUUAAAUAUGUAUCAAUGCUUUCGGUACACAUUUUACUAAUUAUGCAGACCUUUAAGUUGUCCUAUUUUCCCAACUCCUCUUCCUCAUCUCAGGAAAUUUAGAACGAUCCUACAGCAUUCCUGAUUGGUCUUGCAUCUUGCCAUUUCUGCCUCCUCUAUUUGCUGUUACUUUACUCUCCAUUCAAUCUAUUUCUGAGAGUAAAUUUUUUAUAUAUAUAUUUUUUUAUUUAUUAAAAAUUUAUUAAAGAUAAAUUAUUAUUAGAACGUGUCUUACAAGUAAAGGUUGCCAGUGUUACGAUAAUCAGUUAUGUUGUCACCUGCCUGUUAUUGCAGAAAGUAUUAGUAAAACCUAAUAUAAUAUAUGAUCGUUAAAUUUGAUUUUAUAAAAAAAAUGGUCAAUGUUGUUUUAAAAAUACUGUGAGUGGGAAAAGAGCUUCUUCCAAAGGAAUAUCCCAAUUAAUUAACUACAGUUUUAUUUACUAGUACUAUUUGAAAUAUCUGUCCACAGUUGACUGACUGAAGCUUCUUCAUCUUUCACUAUUAUUAAGGUCGUUAAAUAAUCUUAGUUACUGAUAUGUUAGUAUCCGUUUAUAUUCAGGCUUCCCCAGUCGUUUGAGUGGUAUGGAGUACCCAAGUGUUAAAUCAGGACAAAUGCUUGAAGAGUUAUCUCUUAAACUUUCUGCAUGACAAUUUCUCUUUAAAAAGUUAAAUGUGACGCUGCAAGCUCUUGAAUUAACCAUUUUUUAUUUUUUAUUCUCUCGUGUUAUCUUCACUUUAAGAAUAGUGGAACUUAUAAGAUUUCUGAAGUCUGCAAAUGAAUCUUUUAACGAAAAGUUGGUUUAUUUUAAUGAACAUAAGAUACUCAUGAAAAGUUCAAAUAAAAUGGAUUUUUUAUAUUUCAACAGGACAUAAAGACUUGUCAGAAAGACAAACUUAUUUACUGUAACCAACACAAUGUAACACUUAUCUGUGUCUGGUUUGUAGACAAACAACUAAGGAUUAUAUAGAAAAUCAGAAGUUAACCUCCAGCAAAACUGUUAGCUUAAAUGUAAUUUAUUUUUCAUAAACAUCUAGACAUUAUAUCUUUACCGAAUUAUCUUUUAAAUCACCACACAAUCACUGCAGUUAAUAACAAUGAUCUUGAGAUAUCAAAAUGAUUUACAUAUAGAGUUAUGAAGAUAGUUAUACACAUUAUUUUUUUGUAUAAUUUUUCAAAAACAGCGCAUUCAAGGUGUCUAGUGACCGGGAAAACCGGGAAAGCCGGGAAUUGUACGGAAAUUAUAACUGCCAGGAAAAAUCCGGGAAUUGUAACAGGAAUUUUUCAUAAAUCCGGGGAUAAAAACAAAGUUUUAUUAAAACGUGUUAUGCUGCAUUUCAUUUCUGGAUCAUCAUCGCUGACCAACAAAUACCGUUAAAAACUAUCAAUAAGUUUUAAGUGGGACGCGAGUCUUCACAGGUCCAUGUGGCGCCCGGAGACAGCGCGAUAGACUUGGCAACACUGCUUGUGUGACUCACCCACGCGAGCGCACGCACACACACCAGUUCACAAUCUCUCGUUCAGACGUCUGGCGCCGUCUAACAGCCAGGGGGGUGACAGUAGAUAGGACAAACUCAAUCCUUAAAAAUGAGAUCAUACCAUGUUUCACCAACAUCGGAAAAAAAAUUACAAUUUUUGAUCUCUUUAGUUUAUUACAUAUCCAGUUAUUAUAAUUACAUACGGCCAUCUUUGUAUUGUCUCGUGGUAAUAAUGGGAUUUGAAAGUAAAAGUAUAUAUUUUUUAAAUGUCACUGAAAACUAGAUGCUGCGUGGCAUAUUGCCGAAAACGAAAAUUAGAGCACGUUGGCCUGUCGUUCUCCAUAUUACCUGCUAGGGCUGCUACUGUAGUUUUUGAAGUUGAAAAUUAAAAAAAAAUUAAAAAUGGAAUGGAAAAUAAAUAUAAUAAACAGAAAUAAAAUUCAUUACUAAACGAUCAUUAGUUUCAAUCUGGCUGUAUAAUUAAUUUGGACUUUACUAGUGCAGAAAAAUAUUUUAUAAAUACAUACACUUGUUGAAUCAAUUGUAAGAUAGAUUGGUGGUCUUGUGGGUAAAGGCGUCAUGGCUUGAAAGUGACCAUUGAGAGUUCAUAUCUACCUUCAAUCAAUACAUUUUUUUUUCUAUUGCGGAAAUAGUUUAACGUCCCAUUAUAAGGACUAACAUAAAGCAAUUUUACAAUAUCAGUAGCCUUUAUCGAAAAAAAUAUAAAAUAUGACAACAACAAAGGUGCCAACAGUGCCAACUAUCACACGCUAAACCUUUCUCAGGUUGUAUCUGGCUGUAAUUUUUUCGUUGUCAAGUUGCAAAGAAAUGGUAUGAUCGCAAGGGUUUUGUUUACAAAUUUAAGCAAAUGAUCAUUACUAUGGGUGUGGCGCCUCUCCCUUUACUUACUCUAUGCUAACAGCAUUCUGCCGCCGUUUUCCGCUAUCCAGUGUUUGUGUUUCGUUGCAAUGCGUGUAUGUGGAUUAUUAAGUAUUUACAGUAAAACGGACUUGAAAUGGCUCGUCGGGUGAGAGGGAAAAUUUCGUUUCAAACGGAUUGGAAAGUAGAAUUCCCUUGGGUUGAAGACAUCAAGGAUGAUCGUCACUCUGCUAGGUGUGCAGUCUGUGGGACUACUUUUUCCAUUACUUCCAUGGGAAGAACAGCUCUUACAAGCCAUGCCAGUGGAAACAAGCAUAAGAAAAAUGUGAGUAGUGUAGAUAAGACAGCGCCAAUUCAAAUUUGGGCUACUACAUCUGCCCCUGAAACAUCUAAAGCAUCUGAACCUUCACCUUUACCAUCUUCAUCUGUAAUUCAACCUUCGUCAGCUGCUGUUAUUCCUGGUGCGAGUAUGAAUCUACCUGCUGAAGAUUCGUUAAUCCCGAAAUCUGCUUCUACAACCCGCUGUUUGGAUAAUUUUCUUCUUAAAGACGAUGUGACUCGUGCCGAAGCUUUGUGGUGUCUUGAAACGGUGAUGAAUCAUAACUCCUUACGCAGCGCUGCUAGUAGCGUAAACAUGUUCAAGCGAAUGUUUCCCAACGAUCGUGUUGCAAACAAUAUGAAACUUCAAAAAGAUAAAAUUUCAUAUGUCAUAGUUUAUGGACUUGCUCCUUAUUUUUAUGAUAAGUUGAAAAGUGUUUUGAAAGAGUGUGAACAUUUCGUGUUGGGUUUUGAUGAGAGUGUGAACAAAAUUGCACAGAAACAACAGAUGGACUUGUCUGUCAGAAUUUGGGACUCAAAUGUAAAUAAAGUUAUGUGUAGGUAUGUAACAUCCAUCUUUUUGAAUCACGCUACAGCUGAAGAUCUCUUACAAGCCAUGAAAACUGGCUUGGAAGGAUUUGACAUGAUGAAGAUUAUCCAAUUAUCAAUGGAUGGUCCUAACGUAAAUUUCAAAGUACUUAGGCUUUUACAGCAAGACAGCAGAUCUGACCCAGAAUCCCCACAGUUACUAGAUAUUGGUUCUUGUGGUUUACACACAGUGCACAAUGCCUUUAAUACAGGCAUCAAGAAAUCUGGUUGGGAGAUAAUUGAGUUUCUUAGAGCCCUUUACAAUUUGUUUAAAGAGGCUCCAAGUCGACGAGGAGACUAUACAGAGGCUUCAAACUCACACGUGUUUCCUUUGAGGGUUUGCUCAAUUCGUUGGAUUGAAAAUGGCAAAGUAGCGAGGAGAGCAAUGGAAAUAUUGCCACUUGUUGAAAAAUAUGUCAACAUAGUCAAAACCACAGCAAAGGAACCAUCUUGUAAUAGCUUUUCUGUUGUAUGUAAAGCCCUGCAAGACAAACUCCUGCAAGCGAAAAUAGCUUUCUUUGAGGCACUGGCAAGUGACGUUGAACCAUUUUUGGUAGAAUUCCAGUCUGAUUCUCCAAUGGCACCAUUUCUUUUCGAUAGUUUGACAUUUAUUGUAAUGACUGCUAUGAAUAGAAUUGUGAAAACCGAGAUUAUUGAGAAAACUCCUCUUCACAAAAUUGAUGUUUUCAAACAGAAUGCAGAUAAGACUUUUGUAAAUCUCAAGGAUGUGAAACAUGUUGAGCUUGGUUACAGUACCCGUGCAGCACUAAGGAAGUGUAAGAAUGCCUCUGAGAAAGAUAUUUUAAUUUUCAGAAAAGAGUGUCGGAAUGUCCUGCAAUUUUUUGUGAGUAACCUGUUGCUGAAGUCUCCUCUGAAGUAUUCUCUUACCAAGGCUCUUACUUUUUUGAACCCUUAUCAUAUUUCUUCCAAAGAUAGUUGUGUAAAACAACUUACUACUGCUCUUGACCACCUCCUUACGGCCAAUCUUCUGCCAGCUAGCACUGUUGAAAGGGCUGAUAGAGAGUACAGGUUUCUUUGCUCGCAAUCAAAUGUCAUUGAAGAAAUGAAAACCUACUCUAAGUCUGAAACUCGCUUGGAUACCUUCUGGGUGCAGCUUAUAGAAGGAAAGAAAGAAUAUGAGAACCUCUUUAAAGUAGUCAAACUACUUUUAAUUUUGUCUCACGGCAGUGCUAACAUCGAACGAGGAUUUUCAGUGAACAAAGAAAUUUUAGUCGAAAAUCUGAAAGAACUAUCACUCAUAGCCCAGCGUCGUAUUUUUGAUUUUGUUAGUAAUGAGCCGGGUGGACUGAUGAAGCUAGACAUUCCUAAAGCCAUGAUUCAUGCAGUGAGGAAUGCUUAUUCCAUGUACAGUGAGGCACUUGCAGAGCAGCAGUGUGCAAAUAAGAAAAUUUUCAAGCUAGCGGAAGAAAGAAAACGUGCAGCUACUGAGAUCAAACAGCUUGAGGCGAAGAAACUCAUGUUGCUUGAGGAUGUACAGCGUGCAGUAUCUGCCAUCGAUGAGAAGGUGAAAGAUCUUAAAAAAUAGUAUAGGGCUGUGUAUUGCAUGACACUAUACAGUUAAACUUCUCACAGUUUUGUACUAGUGUGACUAUGGACCAAACAAGCUGCAAGACAAUUACUAUCGAACCAGGACAAAUGAAAAAUUCCAAUGUUUUAAUAAUGAAUUUGAAGUUCCAACAUUUCCAGUGAGAAGGUAGGCCUGCAUAUGUCUUUGAUGUUUAUAGCAUCUUUAGAUGAUCAUUUUGUUAAAAUGCUUUUUCUCAUUACAUACAGUAGUAAUUUAGUAAUUUAUUGCAUUUGUUCAAUUUUGCAUGUACUAUCAUGAUUUUGGGGUAAAAUUUUAUCGCGUAUGAUUUACAUGUAUUCUUUUCAUUUUGGACAUGUACAGGAAUGUAGAGGAAUUGUACAGGAAAUUUUUCUGAUCAUUUCCCUAGACACCCUGGCAUUGUAAAUUUCCGUGUCUCAGAUCUACAUAAAUCAUACAUUACAUACGAACUAGUGGAAGUGCACAGCAGAAACAACUCCAGAUAUCUUCAGUAAUGCCUACUGUAACAAUUCAUGGACGUAAAUGCGGUGUCCAUUCCUGCCCACACAAAACUAUUUGUUUUAUUUUAAUGCAUUAGAGGUAUGUUGCAUUCAGAUUGCAGUGAAAUGUAUCACACGCAAUGUUUAUGAAGGAAUCCGCAAUGGCCUACGGUGGAGAGAUGUCCUUCAAGGAAAACGUGGUAAACAUAAAUAAGGAUGGCCGGACCGGAGAUCAAAGCCGGCUCCUCAGGAACGUAUUGCUAAGCCACUUCGCUCCGUGUAAGCUUGUUAGCAGGGGAGGUAGCUACCUACGUAAAGGGAUGCAAACACAGUCUGGAGGAAAGGGAAAGGAUUUUCUAACAAGGUGAGGCAGAAUUCGACUAACAAACAUCGGCUGCAAGUUCAUCAUGGAAAAAUAAAUAUAACAAAAAAAAACUCAUGGUCUAAAUUGCUUCGUAAGUAUGGUAUAAGACUUUCACGUUGGUGCUUAAUAAAGAGUAUAAGUUGAAAAACUAGGCAUCUAGAUUAAUUAAUCUUAAAUGAACAAAGUUGCACAACCAACGCAAAACUCUAGUAAAACAAUUUCACUGAAAUAAUAGGAUGUAAAAUCAUAUUAAAAAAAAUUAUGAUAAAUAGAAUGCUACUCCCAAGUAUUUCAAUAAAAUUAUUUUUAUGACAGUGACGAGUUCUGCGGUUUUUGUAGAACUUCAUACAGUAAAACAUCACUCCGAUGCUUAGAGAUAAAUCUUAAUUAUUGUUUUAUUUAUAAUGUACCAGUAUUAUAAAUAUAUACUAGCCUUAGGAAAAUAUUUUAGACCAUAAGUCGUGUGUAUAUUUUCGUCUCAUUUUUUUCCUGAUAAACCUGUAGCUGAAGUUUGUCGGUCAAAUUGUAACUCAGACUUUUAAGAGAUGUCAACCAAUUCUCUGCUUCAUGGGACGACCGGGCCUGGUUUAAUAUCAUUGAGAGGAGCCUGUAAUGAACCCGGCCUUGGAUUUUGGAAGGUGCGGAUAAUCGGAGAGUUUUUGAGUGGUAUGGAGUACCUCCCGAUUAUAUGGGAUUUUCAAAAUUAAAAAAAUAUCAACGAAAAAGUUUAGUUUAACGUAUUUCUAAUGUCUUGAAAUAAGUCUAAUGUCUUGAAAGUAGCAUUCAAUAUUUUGGCAAGGAAAAAGACAUGUGAGCGAGUCUUAUAGUAUUCGCUAUUCUCCGUUCACUCUUAGCUGAGUUUUGAAAUAAACAAACACCGUUGUAUCACUGCGCCGUGUCAGCAAGUGAUAGGCUGAAUUCAUCUUGCGCACCAAGCACUAGUUGCAACACACACACUUCAGUACAUUCGGUGCUAAUGAAAUAACAGAGAAGUAAUAUAACAGGAAAAUGGUGCCGUUACCAUUCAGGACACAAAAACAAACAAUGUUUAUUUUUUGAAUUUUCGAUAAAAUAGCAAUGUAACGUAAGACAACAAUAUGAUAGUGUUACGAUUUGGUACUCACCUAAUCACUAUCUGGCAGUGGUGCUAUCCCUUCCAGACUUGAAUCAGACCUACCACCACUAUCUUAGUCACCGAGAGGAACUAUAACACUGUCAACGACAAUAUCACUGAUACCAUCCAAUUCCCACAUUCUUUCCUCUUCUUUCAUUACGUGCUGAAUACAGUCGUUCCACUUCUCUGGAGUAAUCUGAGACAAAGCUGUGGCUACCAAAUCACGUACCUCGCUUAGCUUGAAUGUAAUUUGACUCCACACGAGUUCGAUUGGAUUCAAGUUGCAAUGAUACGGCGGUAGCCUAAGUACAGUACGCCCCGCUUUUUCUGUGAUGUUGUCAAUCACAUUUGCAGUAAAAGAUGAACGUCCUGUAUGAACUAAAUUCAGCGACUCCACUUUCACAGACGUUGCACUGAAGGAUAUAUUUUUUUACUGUAACCUCUCGAUAAUAUUUUGUUUUCUCCACGAAUGAUUUGGCACACUAUCACACUUUACACUGUGAUAGGAUGCAUUGUCCAUAACAACAACACUAAUUUUGGCAAUGUUUUUUCAAACCAAUCCCGGAAAACGUCACCAUUCAUCUCUUCAGGAUAAUCACCAGAUUUCUUUGACUGAAAAAUUAACUCACUGUUUUCCACAAAACCACUGUCGCUACCAAUAUGAAGCAAUAUAAGGCGCUGCCCCCUUACCUGUUGGAUUUUUUUAGUCCUGUAGACAGUUCUGAGAGAAAAGCUUCUCUCUUCUUCUUAACUGUAGAAUCUUUCCAAGACUUGUUUGUAGCAUGCCCUUCAUUCACCCACGUUUCAUCUAAAUAAUAUAUUUUGCGUCCUUGUUGUUGGUAACCAUGGAUUUUGCUUAAAUAAUUUCUUCGCCAUAGUGAAAUGUCGUCACUAUCAAUUAUGACAUUUGUUUAGUUUCUCUUUACGUACUGAUAACCAAUAAGUUUUAACAGUUUAUAAAAUGUUGUUCGUCUGAAAUUAGGAAGUUCAGAGUCGUCGUUAACAUACCGUAGCACUUUCUUCAGCGUAGGUGGUUCAUUUGCGAAGAAAAGACUAUGCACUUUACGCCAAAUAGCGUCUUCACAAAAUCACAAGUUUUGAUAACAGGAUACUUACGUUUCCUUUUCUUUCCGGGAGUUGUUAAUGUCCCAGUGUCCUGUAAUUCUUUCCUUGCGCGAAGCACACUGCUAUUCGAAACACCCUUAAAUUCCGCAGUUAAACUCGCGAUAUCGUUCACAUGACAAUCCGGAUAUUUGUCUGAAAAUGUUUUAAAACCAUUCAACACAAUAGUUUUCGGUGCACUUUUCAAAGGCUUUCCUGUUCUGUGCUUUACAAAACUCGGUCCGGCAUCAGCCAUAACAAACUGUGCCUGCGCGCAUCCGAAAUACAACUGUUGUGCCGGGCAUCAACUGUACACUGUACACACGGCGUCUGCUAACAUAAUUGUAAGUAAAUACUUGCUGACACAUUAAACUGUAUUGGGUAUUAAUGGUGAAACGCUAUAAUCCUAUAUAACAACAAUUGUUAUAAAAAAGGCAGUGUAAAAAUACUUACAAAUGGUACGUAACCAAGGGACUAUUUCUUGGUGCACGAAUAAUGUGCGCGGUGGCCGGCAGCCAAUGAAAAUGUUUGUUUUUUACAAGAGGCUUUGUUUAUUCCAAAACGCCGGUAAGUGUGUUCGGAGAAUAAUAAGCUUUAAUUGACAUACACUUUGAUAGUGGUUGCUUACUUUAAAAAAUACAACAAAAAAAUGUGUGAAAUAUUUUAAAUUGGGUUUUUGAAAAAAACAUAUAUAUAUAUUUUUAUUGUUACUAAAGUAGUUGUGCUGGUGCCAACCAUCAAUAUCUCCUCAAGUUACUAAGGCUGUUAUGAUGCACUCCCAGCUGCCACAUUGGCCGGGAGGUUUGUGUGUGGGCGACGGUGAGACUCUACCCCUUUAUGCCAGGUCCGUUUGUGUUGACUUUAUUCAACAGCAUCCUGGGGACCAUUACCAUCUUGUGCUCGCAGCAACCUAGGGCUCAGUACUUAGCUUUUAAUACGUUUGCUGGCACCUUUUCCAAGUAAUCCCAGUUGCAUGUCAUCCCUGUAUGCCAUCCCCACCAAGGCAGUAGACGUCUUGGCCACCUCGGGCCAGUGCGAGUGUGCUCAGCACCCUGCAUUGUCAAGGCCCGCCGGGUGCACAGACCACAUUCCUAACCUUCCCCCUCCAGCCAGCUUGCGAGCCACCACCAGCCACUGUGCCGAGGCGUGCGUGUUUGUGCGCUUCAUACCCUCCACCUCCUGCCGCUCACCGACAGUGACGGCAGAGUGCUGGUUUCAGAUGGAGACUUGUGUCCCGUGCAGUGGACGGUGCUACCCUCAUUACCAACCACCCAGACUCUCGAGGGCGUUGUGUAGAGCACCGUAUAGGGCUGGGCCGAUGCCGGUCACCGAUCACAAUAAUCGGCAUUGGUACCGAUCUGCAAACGCCGAUCAUUCCAUACUAAAUCAAAAUUAAUAAAUACUGAAUUAAGCUUAAAAAUUCGAAGUUGUACAAUCACGUAUCAACAAAAACACGAAUUUACAGUAUUAAUUUGCAUAUGGGUAUUUUUAAACCAUGCCAAACCAUUAUUUUACGUAGUUUUUAAUAAUUCACAAUAAAAACUUCGAUUUUUAUGAAAUAAUACCAAUUUUAACCUACGUCUGUUGCACUUACGAAACCACAGGCAUAGAAUAUUGUGUGUUGACCACAAAAUACAAAACAAAAUAUUCGCCUGCAGGUUAACCAACUUUCGUAUCCUCUAGGGUGUGUUCCAUUGCAUAUCAGUACGUGGAGGAACGAGCACAAAAAACUGUGAUACGUUCCAGUGAUAGUUCAAUAUUGGAACACAGUUUGGAUCACUGCUGGUAUUUAUAUAUGCCGUAGUGUGUUUAUCUAUGGUCAUAGUCCGAUUACGUUGUUGUCUAUUUUAGUGAUUCUUUAAACGUUUGUUGGUUACAAUGGCACAUAAAAGUAGUUUCAUGUGGAAAUAUUUUAAAUUGCCACAUAAAGACAUUGUAAAAGCAACGUGUUUGUUUUGCGGUGCGGGUAUAUCUCGUUGUGGUACAAACAGCAGGGGAUUUACAACCACAAAUUUAUCGAGGCAUCUCCGUUCAUUCCAUUACAAUAAAAUUUCGCCAAGUGAAAUUUCACCGUGUCCCGCUUUACCUUCAACCAGCAAAAGUAGCUCACCAGAAGUAAUUUCCGAGUCGACUACAUGCACCCCAACUGUAACCGCGAAGCAAGAAACCAUCGAUUCCAUGUUCCAAAAAAAAUCAAUGCUUGAAAUUUCACACCCUAGGCAUAUUAAAAUAACCAGACUUAUUGCAGAAAUGAUGUGUCUAGACAUCCAACUAUUCAGUAUUGUGGAAGAUAAAGGUAUUUAAAUUAAAUAAAUUGCAAUAAAACCAGUUUGUUAAAAAAAAUAGUUAAGUUUCGUGUAUAUGCCUUACUGAACUGUAUGUGUAUAUUAUUAAAUGAGUCUAUUCUGGCAUGAUUCUGCAUACAGUAAUCCAAUACAGUAAUUGUACCGUAUCACUUAUCCAAGUUUAGCCCUUGAUCCUGAUGGCAUUAUACUGUAAAUAUUGAUCCUGUGGUACAUGAUGCAUGCUAUUUUAAUUUAGUACAGCGAAAGAUCCUGGAUAUACGAAAAAAUCCUUUAUGUCAAAAUUUAUUAUGAUCGUAUGUUGAACAAUUAACAAAGAUUAUGUUUUAUUCGACAUAAGGUAAUUAUUGUUAUAUCAAACUUAUUGUUAUGUGCACAAUAUUUUGUUACACUAAAUUAAAACAGCAAGCGUCAUUGCCCACAGGAUCAAUAUUUACAGUAUAAUGCCAUCAGGAACAAGGGCUAAACUUGGAUACGUGAUACGGUACAAUUACUGUAUUUUUAUGCUAAAACACGUGGUCAGGCCUAUGCAUGAAACAUUUUUGGAGAAUAAAGUUGGAUUUAUUGUCAUCCAUUAACUACAUAACAAUUUCUUAAGGUACUAUCUUUAUUGUUCAAGGGUUUACCAAUUUGAUUGCUUACCUUGAGCCACGCUACAACCUUCCCAACCGAACAACAUUUUCAAGGAAAGUGAUCCCCGACCUCUACACGAAAGUGAGAGAAAAAACAAAGAAUCUACUUUCACAAGCUACAUCUGUCAGUUUAACAGUUGAUAUGUGGUCAUCUGUUGCAAAACAGGAUUACAUGUCUCUCACAGCUCAUUUUGUGGACACUGAAUGGGAAAGAAAGGAACUCUGUUUGUAAGUGGUCCCGUUUAUGCGCACACACCAUACUGCUGCCAAUUUGUUUACUUUUAUUUUGGAAGUUAUUGGUCAGUGGGGAAUUAGCAUUGAAAGCGUCCAUUGUAUUGUAAGUGAUAACGCAAGUAAUUUAGUUGCAGCUACUGACCUCAUGAAUGUUAAGAGGAUUCCCUGCACCGCACAUGCAAUGCGACUUGUGCUUAUCAAUGCUCUUUUUAAUUUGAGGCCUGUUAAUGAGCAAGGAGGGUGGUAGGACAUUUCAAACACUCUCUGGUUGCAAACAAGAAGUUGGCUCAAUUCCAAGAGGCAAACAAUCUCCCUAAACACCAUCUAGUCCAAGAUGAACCGACUAGAUGGGACAGUACAUAUCAUAUGUUGGAACGCUUAUACACUCAGAGAAAAGCUGUGAUGUUUCUGCUUCCAGAACUCAAACUCAACACUGACAUCUCUACAAGUAACUGGAUUCUGAUGGAAAAGACAAUCUCAGUAUUGGCAACCUUCAACUUAGUUACCCUGGUAGUCAGUAACAGUGAUACUACAAUUUCUGAAGUGAUACCAAUAGUGAAUGGGCUGAGACUGGAUUUGUCUAACAACACUGAAAAAAUCCUUGCUGAUGGUGUUAAGAGUAUAAUAAAUCAUUUAGAUAUGUACUACAAGGACAUUGAAGAAAAUCAACUGUAUGCAUUUGCUACCAUUCUUGAUCCAAGAUUUAAAAUCAGUGUAUUCAGAUCAAUGGAAUCAAGCCAAGCCAUGAAACAGAAAUUACUGGACGUUUUGGAAGCUGAACUGCAUGCAGAUACAAGUGAUAAUACUAUUACAGAAACAUCAGUAGAAGAGUCUGCAUCUUCAUCACCUGGACUACUGACUGGCAUAUACAAGAAAUUGAUCGCAGCAAAUACCGACGACACUGACACACAUUUGGCACCCUCACGAGAACUCGACCAGUACCUUUCUGAAUCACUGUCACCAACUGACUCAAAUCCAGUGGUUUACUGGAAACAUUUACAUCACCUACAGUUGAGGAAACUAGCACAAAAGUUUUUAUCUCCCCCAGGUGCAUCUGUCAUUUCAGAAAGACUAUUUAGCUCAGCAGGUUUGAUAAGUGGGAAAACAAGAAGCUCAUUACACCCUGAAAAGCUGAAAAUGCUUGUCUUCUUGAACAAGAAUUUGAAGUAUGUGAGUUCUGAACAUGAUAUGUAGAAUGUGAGGUGAUAUGUAGAAAUGUAAACCAACUAUAACUAAGUUUUUAAGUGUAACUAUGUGACAUAUCACAUAUCUUUUGUGCUUUUACAUGCUGCAAGAUCUGCAAUGCAUUAUUUAGACAAAAACUUAAUAUUUAUUUUGAAACUAACCCACAAAGAGUUGUCAAGUGUUAAUGUUUUGUGUGCAUUGGUUAACCAAGUAAAUCUUAAAUAUCAACACAUUAUACGUAUACUGUUCAUUUUCAAAACAAUUCAUCAAGAAUUACCAUGUGUGUCACUGAAUUUGUGUAUUACAUAUUGUGUUGCACUCUUAAUAUUGCAGUAGCAUUUAGUUAUUUAUUUGGAAAAUCUUUUGUAGAUAUUAUAAAGCACUUAUUUUCAAGACCUAUGAAAAGUGUUGUAUGGGUACUUUGGUUUGUGGGGUGGGAAGGUCUAGAAAUAGUAGAAAUAGUAGAAAUAGGAAAUACUUAGCUUACAUUAUAUUAUUGUUAAUUUUUAAAAACCAAUGAACAAAUUGUCUUCUGUCAGAAGUGUUAAAUAAAUGGUAAGUUAUCAUAAGGUAACUUUUUCAUUAAAUUUUUUUUUUUAGAUUUUUAUUAUUAACAUCAAACAAGCUAUAUAAUUCUUAAUUUGUCUGAUCGGCAAUGAUCGGCGCCGGUCAUCGGCUCAAAUAAUCGUUAUCGGAAUGAUCGGCAAAUUUAGUGAUCGGUCCAGCCCUAGUACCGUACAUACAGACACAGCGCUUGCAUUGAACCUGCAUAGUUUCUUGAAUCUAUAUCUGCUCUUUGUGAGCACAUGGAACGAUUAUGCAAGUCUGAAAAAAAAUUAAUAUAAGUUGAAAUAUGGUUCUAAGUAUUGUUUUUAUGUUUGUUGCAAGGCUUAUUCGGAUCCAAUAUCUUAUUACGAUUACGAGGCUUAUUCGAUAGUGCAGCUUAGGUAAUUCUUGUAAGUUUCUGUAAAAAAAAUAAACUCAAAACUCCAAAUAGAAUUUUUUCUUUUACUUUUUGACGUGUUUUACAAUCAUUUGCUAAGAGAGUGUUGUGAUAUACAGUAAGUGGUGAGGUUAGGUUACAUAUUAAAAAUACCGUCAUAUUGUAAAGAUGUUAAGUUAGCUACAUUAAACAUCCUGAAAUAUUGUUUGAACAGUUGGUUAGGAAACACCAAUGUAAUGUAGCUAACUUAAACUAACCAAACAUUCUUACUAUUUUAUAGUGUUUGUAAUGAAGCUAACCAAUCGUUAACAUAAUUUAAAAGUAAAUCUAAUGUAGGUAACCUAACUAACAAUUCUCCCAAUUUUACUCUUGUUUAAUGUACCUAACCUAACAUAAACACCUUUUAAAAUGGCCGUUACUGGUAAACUACUUGUAGUAUCACAAUGAAUGCCCUGUUAGAUAAUAAUUCGAUAACAUAUCAGAAAGUAUAAAAAAAAGAAUUUGGGAAUUUUUAUUAUAAUUUUUGCAGAAAAGUGGAUCUCUUAGAAUUACUGCUACAUUUCAUUUGGGUUACUUACAUAAUCUCAUAAUUUUUUUUUUACUCUUUGUAAGUUUUUUUCAUGAAUAAUAAACAAAUAGAAAUACAUAUCACAUUUUUUAUUUCCCUACCUUGAAUAAAAUUAAGUUAAAUCUUUGUUUGCUCAUUUGUCUGUUGAAUACUCGAGGUUGUGUGUAUGGCCACCCUGAAACGACACAAAAGCUACUCUGUUUCAGCGAUUAAAUGCACAAUGAAGACACUUCAAUGCAGAUUACCUGGUUAUCCUACUGAUUUCACGAAAGUAAAGUCUAUCUAGGUUAAAAUUGGUUAGUAGUAGCCUAUUUUAUAUAACACGUGUGAGUUCUUAAAGAAAUGGUGUUACUCAUCGUAGCUGUGUGUACAAAGUGAUGCUAGUGCUGUGUGCAGUGGAGGAUCCAGGGGCCAGUCUUCCCCCCCUACAUUAAUAUUGCUGACAAAAAUUAUUGUUUCUGAAACCAAUAAAAUAUUUUAAUAUAAUUAAUUAAUUACUUGUAUAAUCAUAAAACCUGGUUGUUGGAUGUUAUGUGUAGUGUGAGUAUAUUAAAUACAAAUUUAGUAAUUUUAAAAAAAUUUUUCUCUGACUACUUUGAAAUUCUAGAGUGCCCCCUCCGAGGUGAACCUCUGGAUCGGCCACUGGCUGUGUGUAGCAAGGAGCUGGAGUGUGUGUAGCAAGCGGCGUGCUUCAACGUGGGGUGACUGUGCAGAGCUGGAGUGUGUAUAGCAAGCAGCGUGCUACAACGUGGGGUGACUGCAGAGCUGGAGUGUGUAUAGCAAGCAGCG
Molecule: messenger RNA, 14813 nt
Organism: Bacillus rossius redtenbacheri
Lineage: Eukaryota; Metazoa; Arthropoda; Insecta; Phasmatodea; Bacillidae
Exons: 2
Coding region: 2765-5080 (771 amino acids)
Source: RefSeq, a predicted model, not a curated record